Prunus dulcis (almond) is the source of this 2387-nucleotide messenger RNA. Its product is annotated as phosphatidylinositol/phosphatidylcholine transfer protein SFH3-like. The transcript has 15 exons. The coding region runs from base 219 to 2006 and encodes 595 amino acids. NCBI's taxonomy places the organism in Eukaryota, Viridiplantae, Streptophyta, Magnoliopsida, Rosales, Rosaceae. The record is from RefSeq and is a predicted model, not a curated record.
GCUGUCUCUCUGGCCGUCCAAUUCCAGAGAUUAAUCCGGGGUCAUAUAUAUGCUUACCACUUUCUCUCUUGGCCACCUACAUUUUUGUCACAAAGGUCAUUAAGGUGUAGGCUAUAUCCCCUGAGGGCUCUAGUUUGAGCAAGUUUUGAUAUAUGAGUGCUUGACUCUCCUAUCGUUCGGCUGUCUCAAAGGUAGAGCAACCUUGCAAGAUAUCAACCAUGUGUGGUGACACAAUGCCUGGAUCUCUUGACCGACACCUUAAACCUGUUCAUGAAGAAACUUCUGAGGAUGAGCGGAAGACAAGGCUUGGGUCUCUUAAGCAGAAGGCAAUCAAUGCCUCCUCCAAGUUUAGGCAUUCCUUUACUAAGAAGGGACGAAGAAACAGCCGGGUAAUGUCUGUCCCAAUUGAGGACAACAUUGAUGCAGAGGAGUUACAGGCAGUGGACGCAUUUCGCCAAGCACUUAUCUUGGAAGAACUACUGCCCUCAAAACAUGAUGAUCAUCAUAUGAUGCUAAGAUUUUUAAGGGCCAGGAAAUUUGACAUUGAAAAGGCAAAGCAAAUGUGGGCUGAUAUGCUUCUGUGGAGAAAGGAUUUUGGUGCUGACACUAUUAUGGAGGACUUCGAUUUCAAGGAAAUUGAUGAAGUGUUGAAGCACUAUCCCCAAGGACAUCAUGGAGUUGAUAAGGAGGGACGACCUAUCUACAUUGAGAGGCUUGGUCAAGUCGAUUCUACCAAGCUAAUGCAAGUGACAACAAUGGAUCGUUAUGUGAAGUACCACGUCCGGGAGUUCGAGAGGACCUUUGUGUGCAAAUUCCCUGCAUGUUCCAUUGCAGCAAAGAAGCACAUUGAUCAGAGCACUACUAUUCUGGAUGUCCAAGGAGUGGGGUUUAAACAUUUCAACAAGUCUGCAAGGGAACUUAUCCAGACCCUUAAUAAGAUUGAUGGUGACAACUAUCCUGAGACCCUCAACCGUAUGUUCAUCAUCAAUGCUGGUUCUGGAUUUAGGCUUUUAUGGAACACUGUGAAGUCUUUCCUUGAUCCCAAGACCACUGCAAAAAUCAAUGUUCUGGGAAACAAAUACCAGAGCAAGCUGCUUGAAAUAAUUGACGCUAGUGAGCUGCCAGAGUUUUUGGGUGGUACAUGUACUUGUGCUGAUAAGGGUGGUUGUAUGCGUUCUGAUAAGGGUCCAUGGAAUGAUCCAGAUAUAAUUAAGAUGGUUCAUAAUGGUGAAGGAAAAUGCCCAAGGAAGAGUUUGUCAGGAAUUGAGGAGAAGAUAAUCUCUGAAGAUGAGAAUGCAUACUCAAAGAGAUAUGAUUCUCUGAAAUCGAAAACCGUUCAAGAGGUUGACGUGCAUUGCCAAGUGGAGCAUCAAAGACUCUCUCAUGUGCCUAAGGAAGUUCCAGUCGCCAAGAAGGGCAAUCGGGGCUAUGAGCAUGACAACUUCAGACCAAUGGUUGGCAAGACUGUUGAUUCAACUUGGCCUAAAUCAGUUCAUUAUGAUAAAUUUGCCCUUGGUGGAGAUUGCUUCUCUGUGCAUGAUGCUUGCAAGGUUCCUGAAGGACUAACCAAUCAAUUACUUUCUGCAAUCAUGGCCUUUAUUAUGGGUAUUGUCGCCAUAGUUCGAUUGGCACGAAGCAUGCCAAGGAAACUCACUGAGGCUACCCUCUAUGGAAACCCUGUUUACUACAAUGGAAUGGUGGUCAAAGGUCAACCGUUGCCUGCACCUACCAUCUCCAGCAAUGACUACAUGAACAUGAUGAAACGCAUGGCCGAAUUGGAGGAGAAAGUGAAUGCUGUCAGCUCAAAACCCGCGGUCAUGCCACCCGAGAAAGAGGACCUGCUGAAUGUUGCUCUCAACCGAGUCAAUGCCUUGGAACAAGAACUGUCAGCAACCAAGAAGGCACUUGAGGACACCCUUGUUCGACAGGACGAGCUUAUAGCCUUGCUUGAGAAGAAGAAUAAGAAAAAGAAGAAGAGAAGCAAGUUUAACCCCUUCAAAUGGUAAGGUGAUAGCUCCGGUGAUUUGAUUGGAUGCCCUGGAUGAACCACUGAACAUUCAGUGUCAGCUGCUGGUGGCGACGUUUCGAUUGUGAGCCCCACGGAUGCUUUGUCAAAUUGCAUUCCCUCUAUGUUUGCUAGUUUGGUACUGUAAACUUAAAAAGCUUUUGUACAUUAUUGUGCAGUGUGCCUUUCCAUUCACAGUUGUGUAUAUUUUGACUUAAAAUGGGCACCGCUUUAGUUUGACAAAAGAUUUCCAGGGUCCUCCUCUCUAGAGUCUAGCUUAGUUCCAGUUCAAAGUGCAAAGAUAGUUGUUCUAAAAUGAGUAGACACUAGACAGACAAAAGGGUUUAGGGACGAAUUACGAUAAUGAGUAUUUGGAACCAUA